AUGCCGCCGCCGGACUCCGCCUCCACGCGCUCCUCCCUGAGCUCCCUCCCGCUCGCCGCCAACCUGAUGACGGACCCGACCCCCUCCCCAACCCCCGCCACGCCGCCUCCCAACCCCCUCGCCGCGGCCUCCUCCUUCCUCCGCCACCACCUCUCCCGCCUGGCCUCCCACCUCACCGCCCCGCGCCCGGCCCUCGCCGCGGCGGCGACCCGCGCGCCGGGGCCCCAGGGCGCGUCGCUCUCCCUUGCGCUCGCGCCCGACGAGGUCGCGCGCGCGCUAACCGGCACGCCCGUCUUCACGGUCUGCAACUCCAACAACGAGUUCGUGCUCGUUUCCGACCCCGGCACCGGCCUCCGCUCCCUCGGCCUGCUUUGCUUCCGUUCCGAGGAUGCCGACGCCCUCCUCACACAUGUUUAUAUGUUGAAGGCCGAAGGUAUCGCAUUUCGGUUCUUACCUGACCCACUUCAAAUAAAGAAUGCACUGGAGUUGAAAUCAGGCUUAACUGGUUUUGAUGGUGUUCCUGUUUUUCAGUCAGAUCUGCUGGUUGUGAAAAAGCAGAAGAAGCGCUACUGUCCAAUAUAUUUUCAAAAGGUUGGGAGUUUGGAGGAUGUCCUGAAGAAAAUGGAGAUAAAUGAGAGAAAUUCAGGGUGGGAUGAUUUGAUCUUCAUUCCCCCAGGGAAGAGCCUCAACCAACAUAUCAAUGAGGAAGACUGA
Molecule: messenger RNA, 714 nt
Organism: Panicum virgatum (switchgrass)
Lineage: Eukaryota; Viridiplantae; Streptophyta; Magnoliopsida; Poales; Poaceae
Product: protein TIC 22, chloroplastic-like
Exons: 7
Coding region: 1-714 (237 amino acids)
Biological process (GO): protein transport
Cellular component (GO): chloroplast
Source: RefSeq, a predicted model, not a curated record